AUGACGUUCCCUAAGGUUCAGACGUCCUCCUCGGGCCUGGACCUGCAGCGCUUCAGUUUCAAGCAUAAGAAGUACAGACAAUCAGUUUCAUCAUCAGAUGUGCUCAGUCCGGCUUGUCCCUCAGCCUCAAACGGGCUGACAAGCUUCUCUCAUCAUCGCACUAUGGGGAAAGGACGCACCAACAAGACUGGCAAGAAGGCGGUGGACACGGACAAGGAGGCUGAAAUGUCUAACGUACCUGCUGUUCCUGUGACGGAUGCUGCGGACAAAGGGCGUAUGCCAUCUUCCUCUUCGUCGCCUGUGGUGCUUGGUCCCUUUGAGGAUCUGCUGGACUUGCAGAACAAGGUUGAUCUCACCGUUGAGCAAGAUGGUGCUGGCGCAGAUGGGGUCACUGGCACCACUACUAAUGAGGAAGAGAAGGUGGCUGCUGCGGGGGAGGCUGAUGCGGAUGCAGACGCGUUGGAGGGUGAGGAUGCCUUGUCAGAUCGGGCUCCCGACGAUGACGGAGAUGGUUACCUGAGUGACGACUCCGACGAGCACCUGGAACCUGCUUCGCUUGGCAGCAUUAUCGCAUUGAAAAGGUUUUCACUAACCCUGCUGGUGCCGUUUAACAGGAAGCCUGAAGUUAAGCGGACGGCUGUAACCGUGGCUGCCUUGCUGGAUGAUUGGAAGGAUCAGUUGUCGCCUGAUGUGCUGCAGACAACGACUUAUCAGGAGCUUAUCGCGACUUAUUUUUCCGGCACGCGUUAUGGUCGCCUUCAGGUUACCUUCAACCACGUCCGCGACGCGAAUUUUGUCUGGAGCCAGGUCGUCAGGCAUGAAUGCGCAAACGGCGACAUCGUUGACUUUACCUGGCAGCAUCCUGAAGACGCACGUUUUCUUCGUGAGCGGCUGCUGAAUCCGACGGCGAAAGAGAUCAUUGUCAAAGGAGUCCCUGCGGAUAUUACUGCUGAGCUGAUACGUCACCUGCUAGUGGUGUCGAAGCUGGUUAAGCGCGGUCGGAUGAAAUUUGACACCUGGCUAGAUGACCUGCACCUUUUCCUACAGCUCACUGCCAAGGAAGACAUCUCACUGUACGAUCACGCCCUAGGCCAUGCCCCUGCGCCUGCUGCUACUGCCGACAGCUCUACCCGCUCACAGUGGCAGACUCGUGACGCCCACGCUCGCUUUGCUAUUCGCAACUCCCUGCCGCUAGAAGAGCGCGAGCACUUUGGCCAGCACAAGACUGCACAGGACCUGUACAAAGCUGUCGUUGCCCGCUACUCCUCGCCUGCCUCUGCCGCUCUAGGCCGUCUCUCGCUUCCCUACCUGUUCCCCGACCUGUCCUCUUUCCACACAGUCGCUGACCUCAUCACCCACCUCCGUACUAGUGAGGCCCGCUUCCGUGCUGCCAUGCCCGCCGAGUUCCUUGCCAAGAACCCUCCCCCGCUCUGGCUCACUCUCUACCACCUAGUCACCCGCCUCCCUGACUCUCUGCGUGCAGCUAGCAUAGUCGCUGUAGGUGCCUCUCGUGGCGACCCCCGCACCCCGUUCUUUGAGGGGUGUUCUCCUUCCCCCCUUCUUCCCUCUGUCGCCUCUGCUGCUGCUGUCGACCUCCUUGGUGCUGAGAAGGUCGGGACUGCGUCUGCUUCGAGCGGACGCCGCAGCGGCAAGGGCAAAGGGGGCAAGGGAGGCGGAGGUCACAGUGGGGGAGGAGGUGGUGGGGACGGUGGCGGCGGUGGGGGUGGUGGCGGGGCUGGAGGGGUGAGUGGUGGCGGUUGGGGGGGUGGCGGCAGCGGCGGGGGAGGUGGCAGAGGCGGGGGCGGUGGUGGGGGUGGCGGUGGACGUGGAGGCGGCGCGGGUUGGGGUGGUCGAGGAGGUGGGAGCGGAGGUGGUGGUCGUGGAGGCGCUGGCGGUGGCCAGAGCCAGCAGCACACUCCGUCGCCCCAGGAGACGUGUGGGAGGGCCCACACCGCGCAGCGCUGCUUCUCUCGUCUCGACGACGCUUGGCGUGUUCAGUUCCCUCAGGCCUCUGAGCUGCCCCGCUGGAUUGAUCUCCUGAAGAAGGGGAUUGAUAUCUAUGCUCUAGACUUUGAUGCUAUUCUCACUGCCAUGUAUGUGAUGUCUACUAGUGGAGAGGGUGCCGAGUACCUGUGUGUUCCGCCCGACCCGGGCAUUAGGACCAGUGAGUCUGCCGCUUCAGGUCCGCGCGUGUCUGCUUCCUCAGGUGCUGGUGCGGCUGCUGCUCUAGGUGCUUGUGCGUCUGCGCCCACUGGUACUGAGUCGACUGCAGCACUGCACACCUUCACACUGGACUCAGGUGCUUCUCGCUGCUUCUUUCGUGACCGCACUGCCCUUGAGCCACUUGCUCGGCCAGUUGCUGUCUCUCUCGCUGACCCCUCCGGGGGACCGGUCGUGGCGACCUCCUCCACUGUCCUUCCCUGUCCUGCGGUCCCGUCGGGCACAUUGUGGGGUCUCCACCUCCCCUCGUUCUCUACGAACCUGGUGGCUGGUUUCCGGGUCUUGGGAUCUCGAGCUUUUGUCCGCGACGCUUCCGCGGACAAGCUCUCCACCCGCGCUGUUCCCUGUGUCUUCCUUGGCUUUGUCCCUGACGCGUCUGGUUGGCAGUUUUACCACGCCACCUCGCGCCGGGUCCUUGCCUCUCAGGACGUCACUUUCUUCCCCUACCGCACUGCCCCACUCCCCCCCCCGCCUCUCUUCCUCGCACCAGGUGCUGCUGUGGUAGACCCCCUCCCCCCUCAGGGUGCCGCUCCCUCAGGUGUGUCCCAGGUAGACCCGGUUGACCCUGUUGAGGUAGCUGUUGACUCUCGUCCUGCUGGGGGUGCGGAGCCUGGGGGUGCUGAGCCUGGGGGUGCUGAGCCUGGGGGUGCGGAGCCUGCGGUUGCGGAGCCUGGGGGUGCGGAGUCUGGGGGUGCUGAGCCUGGACGUACUGAGCCUGGGGGUGCUGUGCCUGGGGGUGCUGAGCUGCAGAGUUCUGGGUCUGGGACGACUGCGUGA
Molecule: messenger RNA, 2997 nt
Organism: Closterium sp. Yama58-4
Lineage: Eukaryota; Viridiplantae; Streptophyta; Zygnematophyceae; Desmidiales; Closteriaceae
Source: the annotation of a GenBank genome assembly